UCAACCAACAAACAAAACUUCCCGCAAAACCCUAAGCCCCGCCUCCUUCUUCCUCGAAUGCUUAAACCCUAAACCACUGCCAUCUCCUCUCUGCUCACACCAGUCCCCAAUGGCUAAACACAAGGAGAGGCAUCACCAGAAAUCCGUCUCGAAACCCAACCCUUUUGAGGCCAAAUCACCAAAACCGGGCAGAGCUGACGCCAAUCACAACCAUGAGACGGCGGCGGCGGCGAAGAAGAAGAAGAAUAAGUUGGGUCCGAACGCCGUCGCCAUGAAGCACCAGGCCCCCCCAAAACCUAACCCCUUCGAAACCAUUUGGUCCCGGAGGAAAUUCGACAUUCUCGGCAAAAAGCGCAAAGGCGAAGAGCGCCGAGUUGGCCUCUCCCGCUCUCUCGCCAUUGAAAAGAGGAAGAAUACGCUGCUGAAGGAGUACGAGCAGAGUAAUAAAGCUUCGGUCUUUGUUGAUAAGCGAAUUGGGGAGCAUAAUGACGAGCUGGACGAGUUCGAUAAGGCCAUUCGGCGUGCGCAGCGCGAGCGUCAAUUGAAGACGAACAAGAAAAGCAAGUAUAACUUAUCAGAUGGAGAAGAAGACGACUUUGAAUUUCAAAGUCUUGGUGCAUUAUCUGAAAGGGAUGAUUUUGAGGAUGAUGGGCUGCCUGAAGAUGAAGACGACGACACAGAAACCACUAAAACUAAGAAAAGAUUAGCCAUGACAGAUCAAAUGGACGGUGAUCUAAUGGAAGGAGAGGAAAAUAGACCUAAAAGCAAGAAGGAAGUAAUGAAGGAGGUUAUGGCAAAAGACAAAUAUUAUAGGGCAGAAAGAGCAAAAGAUAAGGAAGAACUAGAAGAUUUUAGGCAAGAAUUGGACAAAUCUUUCACAUCUAUAGUGCCCUCCAAACUGUUACAAAUUGCUGAACCAGAGAUGAAGAUUCCGAAUGAGCAUUCAAAGAAGGAUGAGCUUUCUGAACAGGAAAAAUCCCGCUCUUAUUUCAAAACUUUUGGCAACCUAGUCAUGGUUAGCCGUGCUCAACCCUCAGACAGGACAAAGACACCUGAAGAGAUAGCACAAGAGGAGAGAGAGCAGCUUGAGCAUUUAGAGGAAGAGAGACAGAAGAGGAUGCUUGCCACUGACGUCAAUAGUGACGAUGACAAUGAAGAUGCUGAGACACCAUCUAACCAGAAGCCAAGACCCAUAUCUGGAGACGAUCUUGGUGAUUCCUUCUCACUUGAUGAAGAGCCACGGAUUAAAAAGGGUUGGGUUGAUGAGAUUCUAGAAAGAAAUGAUGCUAGUGAUUCUGAGAGUGAAGAAGGCGACGCUUCUGAGGAUUCAGAAAGUCCUGAGGAUGACAGUGAAGGAUCUGAUAAAGAUAUUAAUCUAGGUGAAAAGAGUCUAUUUAUGAAGGACUGGGAACAAAGUGAUGAUGAUAAUCUUGGAAAUGAUUUGGAUGAGGAGGAAGAAGAAGAAGAUGGGUCUGAAGCACAUGAAGAGGAUGAUGAUGCUGACGAAAAAGAGAUGGAACCAAGAAAGCUGAAAAAAAUGAAAAAAGUUGAUGCUGCUGAAGCCGGUCAAAAAGAGGGUGAUUUUUUAGAUGCCAAGAAAAUAUCUCAGGACGGUAAACGACCUUCUACUCAAUCAGACCUCCCAUACCUAAUUGAAGCUCCAAAAAGCUUCGAAGAAUUAGGUGUAUUGGUGGAUAAUCUUUCUAAUGCUGACAUUGUCUUGAUUAUUAAUCGAAUCCGGAAAAGCAAUGCAAUCAAGCUUGCAGCAGAAAACCGGAAGAAAAUGCAAGUAUUUUAUGGUGUACUUCUGCAGUAUUUUGCCAUAUUAGCAAAUAAAAAGCCACUGAAUAUGGAGUUGUUAAAUUUUUUGGUUAAGCCAUUGAUUGAGAUGAGUAUGGAGACUCCAUACUUCGCUGCAAUUUGUGCUCGUGAGAGAAUUUUACGGGCUCGGACAGAAUUUAGUGGGACAGUUAAGAACCCAGAAAAGAGUUGUUGGCCUUCUUCAAAGACAUUAUUUCUUCUGAGGCUUUGGUCCCUGAUAUUUCCAUGCUCUGAUUUUCGUCAUGUGGUCAUGACUCCAGCAACACUGUUGAUGUGUGAAUAUCUGGCUCGUUGUCCUAUUGUGUCUGGUCGUGAUACUGCAGUUGGUUCUUUCUUGUGCUCUAUGCUUCUCGGUAUCACCAAACAAUCUCGGAAGUUCUGUCCUGAAGCAGUCAUGUUUCUCACAACAUUGUUGAUGGCAGCUAAAGACAGAAAGCCAAUGGCAAGUCAAAAUUCUCAGUUUUGUCAUCUUAUGGAAUUAAAAGCAACCAGGCCUCUUUUAUGUAUACAUGCAUCCGUAGGUCAGGUCGAUCCUCUUAAUUUUCUCACAAUAGUGGACCUGCCGGAGGACUCCUCUUUUUUCAGCUCUGACAAUUUCAGGGCUAGUGUGCUGGUUACGGUGAUUGAAACUCUACGUGAGUUUGUCAUCAUUUACGAAGGAUUCAGUUCUUUUCCCGAAAUAUUUUUGCCAAUUUCAGUCUUGUUGCUUGAAGUGGCACAACAGGAGAAUAUGCCACAAGUAUUAACAGACAGAUUGAAAGAUGUUGCUGAACUGAUUAAGACAAAAGCAGAUAAACAUCACAUUCUGUGGCAACCACUUCAGAUGCGGAAGCAAAAGCCAGUGGCUAUCAAAAUGCUCAAUCCGAAAUUUGAGGAGAACUUUGUUAAGGGCAGAGACUAUGAUCCAGAUCGGGAACGAGCCGAGAGAAGAAAGAUGAAGAAACUUUUGAAGCAAGAAGCUAAAGGGGCUAUUCGUGAACUGCGUAAGGAUAAUUCUUUCCUGUACGAGGUGAAGGCGAGGGAUAAGGCGCUGAUGGAAGAAGAAAAAGCUGAGAAAUAUGGAAAGGUACGACUUUUCCUACAAGAACAAGAACACGCUAUGAAGUCUGGGCAAUUAGGCAAAGGCAAAGGCAAGAAGAGAAGGCGAUGAGUUUGGUUGUUUUGGUUGCGUAGUACCUUCUCAUGACUUUUGCCUUCAAGGUCAAGGUAUGGCGGCCUUGUAUCGCGGACGUUAAGGGAGACAGAUGAAGGCAGUUUCUAUGGUGCAAAUUUUGUGCAACGUUUAGGUUAUUAUAAAUGUAUUCAUAGUAAAAAUUUUGUAUCCAAUUUUGGUUGGAACUAUAUCGGUUGCUCGAUGUUUAGAAAUUCAUCCAGAAUUUUGUAUCUUUACAAUGUUUUCGACGUGCUUUCAUGCAACCUCGUUCAAUAUUCCUUCAA
Pyrus x bretschneideri (Chinese white pear) is the source of this 3258-nucleotide messenger RNA. RefSeq names its product nucleolar protein 14-like. Gene Ontology annotation, cellular component: Noc4p-Nop14p complex; small-subunit processome; nucleolus. The coding region runs from base 110 to 2971 and encodes 953 amino acids. NCBI's taxonomy places the organism in Eukaryota, Viridiplantae, Streptophyta, Magnoliopsida, Rosales, Rosaceae. Gene Ontology annotation, biological process: maturation of SSU-rRNA. The transcript is spliced from 15 exons. The record is from RefSeq and is a predicted model, not a curated record.